AUGAUUUACCUUGCCAAUGGCUUCUUGGGUGUGUACUGGACUCUGGAGUACGGCAACAUCAGAACAAGGUUCAAGGGCUUCUUUGAACGCAAAAGAGGAUUGGGUGGCGAUACUGGCGGCGCCAGUGGACAUCUUAUCAAGGAGGGUGGCCCUGGGAUCACGCAGACUCCUGUUCACCAUCACAAUGGCGUUAUGAGGGCUGGAGUGAACAAUGCCGCCCCUGCAACUCCGGUCAACACAUUGCCAGCUGAUACCGUAGACCCGGCUGCAAGAGUGUAG
This is a messenger RNA of Podospora pseudopauciseta, 279 nucleotides long. RefSeq lists its product as uncharacterized. The record is from RefSeq and is a predicted model, not a curated record. Bases 1 to 279 code for a protein of 92 amino acids. The transcript has 3 exons. Lineage: Eukaryota; Fungi; Ascomycota; Sordariomycetes; Sordariales; Podosporaceae.